AUGGCCGCCUCUGCCUCCAACGGCGGCAGCGCUUCGCGCGCCGAGCGGCCCGUCGUGCUCUGUGGGCCGUCGGGCGUCGGCAAGUCGACGCUCAUCAAGCGCCUCUUUGUCGACCACCCCGAGUUCGGCUUCAGUGUCUCUCACACGACGCGCAAGCCGCGUCCCGGCGAGACGGACGGCGUGUCGUACCACUUUGUCUCGCGCGACGACUUCCACGCCGCCGUGCAGCGCGGCGAGUUCCUCGAGCAUGCCGAGUUCGGCGGCAACUGCUACGGCACGACGGCAAAGGCCGUGCAGGACGUGCAGCAGGGCCAGACGGGCAAGAACCGCGCGCUGCUGGACAUUGAUACGCAGGGUGUCAAGCUCAUCAAGGCGAACCACCCCUACCUCUCGCCGCUCUUCGUCUUCAUUGCCCCGCCGCGUCUCUCCGUGCUGCGGCAGCGGCUGGAAGACCGCGGCACCGAGACGCCCGACUCGCUGGCGCGCCGCCUGGCCAUGGCCGGCGGCGAGCUGGCGUACGCGCGCGAGGCGAGCAACUACGACGCCAUCAUCGUCAACGACGACCUCGAGCGUGCGUAUGCCAAGCUCAAGGCCGCCGUCGAAGGGCAAGACGUGCCGCAUGACGAGCUGCCGCCCGUCGAGGACGAGGAGCGCCAGGCUGCCUAAACGGAUGUUCCGCGGCUUCGCAAAUAGAUCUGUCACCCACGU
Molecule: messenger RNA, 708 nt
Organism: Tilletiopsis washingtonensis
Lineage: Eukaryota; Fungi; Basidiomycota; Exobasidiomycetes; Entylomatales
Product: guanylate kinase
Exons: 3
Coding region: 1-666 (221 amino acids)
Biological process (GO): purine nucleotide metabolic process
Cellular component (GO): cytosol
Molecular function (GO): GMP kinase activity
Source: RefSeq, a predicted model, not a curated record